AAAGAGUGCACGCGGUAAACGGAUAGUGAGGAAGGCGGUGCGAGGCGAGCUCUUGUCUAGUACGCGCGUGAAGCACUCAUUCACUCACGCUGGUCGUUUGUGUUAUUAGAGGCUGCACACUCGGACAUUGUUAGACUUUGGGACGAAUGUAAUGUCUAGGAUAGCAAUAUGAGUUCAGUACUAGGUAGACAAAUCUAUAUCCAGUCAGUAAAGCUGAACAGGUGGCGUAUCUGAGCGCGAGCAGACGGACAGCUUCCGUUAAUCUCUUGCUGACGAAAGCUCACCACAGGGAAAACCUUCAGUUCCUCAAGUUCUCAUCCUGCUGUUUGUCCCUCCUGUAAAGGAUUCCUUUUGGAAUUUAAAGUUUCCCGUUGGAUUUACUAGCAAACACCUUGUUUUGUUUUUUUAUGCCUUGUGACUGUGAUGUGGUGAAUGUCCGCGUGUCAAAAAGCGACAUGUUUCCUGAAAUUAAUAACAAGUCAGCCAGACCCGAGGCUUUUCCUCAACCUCACAGGUCUCAGGCAGAGAACACAAAAAAAGGGCCCAACUCCUACUCACAGAAAUGCGGGACAGGGGUUGGCACGUUGCCCCAGCUGGAGGCUCCGGUCAAGCAAGUUUUUGUGAGCAAUGGCAAACUUCUGCAUUCAAAUGGAACCUUACCCAGUAUUGUCAAACAGCUGGUGCAAAGCACCCAAGGGAAUCAGGAGGAGAGACCGAGGCCACAGUUUCCCAAUCGCUUUGGUUCCUCUGUGGAAAACAUUUCCGAAUCUUUAACUAGGAGCAUCAUCAAUAAGUUUGAGAAGAUCAGGACAUACGAGGGACAGAGGCUGCCUAUGUCUCCAACAACUGCACUGAAACACUUCCAGAGCCAGCUGACAGAAUACGAAAGGGAGGAGAUCAUGGACUACUCUGAGAUCUGGUAUCUGGGAUUGGACACAAAGAAGAUUGAAGGCACACAGGGAUCCCCACAGAAUUCAGGAUAUGACGAUGAGCAUGGCAGCUACAUCAAGGUCCUGCAUGACCAUAUAGGCUAUCGUUAUGAAGUCCUGGAAGUGAUUGGAAAAGGAUCAUUUGGACAAGUUUUGAAAUGUUUGGAUCACAAGACAAAUGAGAUGGUAGCCAUCAAGAUCAUUCGAAAUAAAAAGAGGUUUCACCAUCAGGCACUUGUUGAGUUAAAGAUCCUGGAUGCAGUACGGAGAAGAGACAGAGACAACUGCCACAACGUUAUUCACAUGAAGGAGUACUUUUACUUCAGAAACCACCUGUGCAUCUCCUUCGAGCUGCUCGGAGCGAACUUGUACGAGCUUAUUAAGAAGAACAACUUCCAGGGCUUCAGUCUGGGGUUGAUUCGACGUUUUGCCCACUCGCUGCUCAAGUGCCUGCAGAUGCUGCACAAGGAAAAAAUAAUCCACUGUGACCUAAAACCGGAGAACAUACUGCUGACCCAGAGAGGACUUGGAAACAUUAAGGUGGUCGACUUUGGAUCAAGCUGCUAUGAGCAACAAAGGGUGUACACUUACAUACAGAGCCGCUUUUACCGGUCACCAGAGGUGAUCCUGGGUCAUCCGUACAGCAUGGCGAUAGACAUGUGGAGCCUGGGAUGCAUUCUGGCUGAGCUCUACAUCGGCUAUCCUCUCUUCCCAGGAGAAAGCGAGGUUGAGCAGAUCGCCUGUAUCAUGGAGAUCAUGGGGCUGCCUCCAAAUGACUUUGUUCAAACAGCAUCACGGAGGAAAUUAUUUUUUGAUUCUAAAGGAAAUCCGAGGAAUAUCACAAACAGUAAAGGGAAAAAACGCAGACCCAACUCCAAAGAUCUCGCCAGCGUUCUGAAGACAAACGAUCGUCUGUUUCUGGACUUCAUACGACGUUGUCUUGUGUGGGAUCCCACCAAGCGCAUGACACCAGAUGAAGGAAUGCAGCACGAGUGGAUACACGAAGGCCGUCUCAACAGACUUCAUCCUAAACCGCGAACUCUCCGGAGAGACACAGACAACAACUAUGAGUUCACAUACCGCAAAGCAGCUGUAAACAGGACAAGCAAGGUUGAUAAAACCGCAUCUGAUGAAAAGCUCAAAAGGGUCAGCGACGAUUCAAGCAAAGGAGGCGAGACGGCGUCAGAAGAACGUCUUCAACCAAUAGGAGCCUCGGCUGAGGAAGACAACAGCGAGGAUAUGAGCAAAAGCAUAAGCCAGGAGAGCAAAGAUAGCAAGACCGAAUCCAGCGGAGAACGAUCUGUUCAGAUCCUCAUCAAACCUCAAACAGGGUCGAGCACUGAUUCAGAAGGACAAGAUCCUCAGUUUCUCCCGCCUAUCGUAUAACACGCAAAAUAUAUUUGUUAUAUUGUGAUGUAAUAUAUUUAAUUCAGCCGCUUGGUCUGGACCUACCUGUUGUGCGGCUAUUGUUGUAUUGCAAAAAAGUCAAAAAUGUUAUUUAUUUUUUAGCCGUUUCUUACUUGCUAGGGUUCUAAAAAGUCUAAAAAGUCAAAAUUAUAGAAAGUGGUUAAAAGUUGUUUAAUCAAUGUUUUAGCCACACUGUUAAAAGUGAAAGUUGGAUCUACUUAAAACAAUUACUUUAGUUGGUAACACUUAAACAAAUUAAGUUUUGUCAGCAAAAAACUUCUAACUUUAAAUGAAAAAUUUACGGUGAAUUUUUAUUACUUUAAUUGGUAACACCUAGCUUAUUUUUAUUUUAAAUCAUUUAUUUUUUAGGUGUUACCAAUUGAAGUAAUUUAAGUUAAUACAACUUUCACUUAACAUUUACAUUGUAUUUUAAAGAUGUGUUGGACUCUAAAGGAAACAGUGGUGGCCGAUGACAUCUUUUUUCGAGGGUGCUCGAUGCAAAGUUCGUCACAACAUGUAUGUAGCCCGCCAUGUGUGUGGUUUGUAAUUUCAAAAUAUGUGUUUGGCACGUCGAGUGAUCCUACGUGCAUCACGUGUCUUGUCAAAAUAAGUGCCUGCUGCAGACGCGUCUAAAGGGUUUACGAUAAAAGAGAUGCUCGCGUUUGCCAGACACUCGCAUAAUCUCAUGCGAAAUCAGAGUUUACUGUUAAAGUGUCUUGCGUGUAUUUUGUGAAUGUGAGCGUCUCUUAUCAAAAAUGGUUUUGACGCGUGUGCAGCAGGCACUUAUUUUGACAAAACAUGUGAUGCACAUAUAGAUCACUUGACGCGCAGAACACAUAUUUUGAAUUUGCGCCCCUCGGAUGAUCAGUCACGAGCUGCCACUGAAAGGAAGUGAACAAUUUUUCAUUUGAUUGUGGUAUAUUUUGAAAAGAUUGACUAUGUUUGUAACACUGGCAUAUUUUUGCAGCGCAUAAUGCCAUGUGCAUGUUUAUCGAGUCUAGUGGGCUUUUUUAUUUACUUUUCACCGCAUUCAAGCUUUUAGCGAUUUUUAAGGAAAUCUUGAGUACCAAAGCUGCUUUAUUGUGCAAUAUUACUGCAUGGAUUAAACAGUGUUUGAAUGUUUCGUUGUCAUUUGCCAGAUUAGUUUUCUAUGAGUUACUGUAGUAAGCUCCCUGUCAGUGCAAUAAUAAGCCAAAGAGAUUCUAAGAGAUUUAGCCUUUUUAUUUUCGUGCUUGACACACCAUCGAAAAAACUUGGAUCAUAAAUAUCUGAUUCAAAGCACACUUGAUUAUAAUGUGCACAAGACCUGAAUGAUUGUAUUGAUGAUAAUGAGAAUAUAGACAAUGUUUGUUUGUUUCUUAAUAAUAUAUGGAAUUAGAGUAUAAAGU
Messenger RNA from Misgurnus anguillicaudatus (oriental weatherfish), 3724 nucleotides. NCBI's taxonomy places the organism in Eukaryota, Metazoa, Chordata, Actinopteri, Cypriniformes, Cobitidae. The record is from RefSeq and is a predicted model, not a curated record.